Messenger RNA from Naumovozyma dairenensis CBS 421, 2145 nucleotides. RefSeq names its product MRX complex nuclease subunit (gene MRE11). Gene Ontology annotation, cellular component: Mre11 complex; nucleus. The record is from RefSeq and is a predicted model, not a curated record. The transcript has a single exon. Gene Ontology annotation, biological process: mitotic intra-S DNA damage checkpoint signaling; mitochondrial double-strand break repair via homologous recombination; double-strand break repair via nonhomologous end joining. Lineage: Eukaryota; Fungi; Ascomycota; Saccharomycetes; Saccharomycetales; Saccharomycetaceae. Gene Ontology annotation, molecular function: manganese ion binding; DNA endonuclease activity; 3'-5'-DNA exonuclease activity. The coding region runs from base 1 to 2145 and encodes 714 amino acids.
AUGAUAGAUCCUCGUUUGCCAUUAGAUUAUCCAGAUGAAGAUACCAUCCGUAUCUUAUUAACGACAGAUAACCAUGUGGGUUACAAUGAAAAUGAUCCCAUAACAGGAGAUGAUUCUUGGAAAACCUUCCAUGAAAUCCUAACAAUAGCGAAGCAAAAUAACGUAGAUAUGAUCCUUCAAUCAGGUGAUCUUUUCCAUAUAAAUAAACCAACAAAGAAAUCAAUGUAUCAAGUAAUGAAAUCAUUAAGAUUAAAUUGUAUGGGUAAUAAACCUUGUGAAUUAGAAUUACUAAGUGAUCCUGCAAAGAUUUUCCACUAUAAUGAAUUCACUAACGUGAAUUAUGAAGAUCCAAAUUUUAAUAUAUCCAUUCCAUUCUUUGGUAUUUCGGGGAAUCACGAUGAUGCAACUGGUGAUUCACUAUUGUCUCCAAUGGAUUUACUUCAUGUAAGCGGUCUUAUCAAUCAUUUCGGUAAAGUUAUUGAAUCUGAUAAGAUCAAAAUAAUACCCUUAUUGUUUCAAAAGGGUAUGACAAAAUUAGCUUUGUAUGGGUUAGCAAGCGUUAGAGAUGAAAGACUUUUCAGAACGUUUAAAGAAGGUGGUGUUACAUUUGAAAUACCGACAAUGAGACAAGGUGAAUGGUUUAAUUUAAUGUGUUUACAUCAAAAUCAUACAGGUCAUACAAAUACUGCAUUCUUACCUGAACAAUUUUUACCAGAUUUCUUAGAUUUGGUCAUUUGGGGUCAUGAACAUGAAUGUAUUCCAAAUUUAGUUCAUAAUCCUAUUAAAGGGUUUGAUGUGUUACAACCAGGUUCAUCAGUGGCUACUUCUCUUUGUGAUGCUGAAGCUAAACCAAAAUUUGUAUUUAUUUUGGAAAUUAAAAAUGGAACGCAGCCAAAUUUGAUUCCUGUUCCAUUAACAACUGUAAGAACAUUUAAAAUGAGAACAAUAUCAUUAAAAGAUGUACCAUCUUUGAAAUCACAUGAUAAAGAUGCUAUUUUAAAAUAUUUGAUUGAAGAAGUGGAAGAAAUGAUACAAGAAGCAAACGAUGAAACGAAAAGGAAAAUGGGUGAAGAUUACGUCCAGGGUGAUGACCAAGAUGAGGAAGAGGAAGAAGAUAUAAUGAAUCAAUUAUCGUCACCAUUGAUUAGGUUACGAGUAGAUUAUAGUGCACCUUCAAAUGGUCAAUCUACAUUAGAUUAUCAAGUGGAAAAUCCUCGACGAUUCAGUAAUAGAUUUGUUGGUCGUGUUGCUAAUCCAAAUAAUGUUGUUCAGUUUUUUAAAAAGAAGAGAGAAACAAAGAAAUCAACAAAUAAGAAUGCAAAUAAUCAAAUUAGAUUGAAUGAUAAAGAAAUUGAAAACUUGAUCCAUGAAGGUAAUGGAGAAUUAGAAGUACAAACUUUAAUCAACGAUAUGUUAAAUAAGAUGACUUUAUCCUUACUUCCAGAGUUAGGUAUGAAUGAAGCUAUAAAGAAAUUCGUUGAUAAAGAUGAAAAAGCUGCAUUGAAAGAUUUUAUAGAUCAUGAAAUCAAUAAUGAAGUGAGUUUUUUGGUCACUAAUAAAGAAAUUGUUGAAGGUGAAAACCCUGAAGAAAUUAAAGCUUUGAUGAAACAAGUGAAAAGAGCAAAUUCAACCAACAGAUCAGAGUCUCUAGAUGUACCACAAAGUAGAAGCAACAGUUCGGCAAGGCAAGAUGAACUAGGUGAACAUAACAACGAUAUUGUUAUGUCAGAUAUUGAGGCAGCUACAGAGUAUAAUGAAGAGGAUACAUCUACUCAAACAAAGAAACCAAAAUCAGUUAGCAAAAGAGUUGCAAGGACAACAACCAAAAGGAAAGCUUCCUUGUCGGAUUCAAUUGUCGUUUCAGAUGAUGAAGACGAAAAUGUUGAGGAAGAGGAAGAAAAGGAAAAAGAAGAAGAAGAAGAAGAAGAAGAUGAUGAUGAUAUAAUUUCCCUAGAUUCUGAAGCAGAAGAGGUAAGUCAUAGUAGACGGAAACCGGUAGCUAGGACACCAAGGAAGAAGAAUUCUAAAACUACAACAAAACAGGCUACAAAGGCUAAAACUACGAGAACAAAAACAAGAACUGCAGUAACAAAGACGCCGAAAACUGAUAUUUUAGGUAGUUUACUAGCUAGGAAAAGAAAGUGA